AUGUAUGGAAACCCCACAAAAGCUGAGUCUGGGCCUCUGGGCCUCUCAGAGCUGAGUCUGGGCCUCUCAGAGCAGAGUCUGGGCCUCUCAGAGCAGAGUCUGGGCCUCUCAGAGCAGAGUCUGGGCCUCUCAGAGCUGAGUCUGGGCCUCUCAGAGCAGAGUCUGGGCCUCUCAGAGCUGAGUCUGGGCCUCUCAGAGCUGAGUCUGGGCCUCUCAGAGCUGAGUCUGGGCCUCUCAGAGCUGAGCCUGGGCCUCUCAGAGCAGAGUCUGGGCCUCUCAGAGCUGAGUCUGGGCCUCUCAGAGCUGAGUCUGGGCCUCUCAGAGCUGAGCCUGGGCCUCUCAGAGCAGAGUCUGGGCCUCUCAGAGCUGAGCCUGGGCCUCUCAGAGCAGAGUCUGGGCCUCUCAGAGCAGAGUCUGGGCCUCUCAGAGCAGAGUCUGGGCCUCUCAGAGCUGAGUCUGGGCCUCUAA
This is a messenger RNA of Knipowitschia caucasica, 468 nucleotides long. The record is from the annotation of a GenBank genome assembly. NCBI's taxonomy places the organism in Eukaryota, Metazoa, Chordata, Actinopteri, Gobiiformes, Gobiidae.